GUGGACUUUGACGUGGCACUCUCCUCUCUCGCUGAAGCACAAGUAUAUUCCGGGGACUCUGCGCUCUCAGAUUCCCUCCUUCUUGGCAGAGAAGACAGUAAAUCCAAUCUUCCCAUGAGUCAUCAGGGUUAUGUUGCCACUCCCCCAUACUCUCAGGCUCAGCCAGGGAUUGGGGGCUACCAGGGCGCAUAUGGAUCUGUUCCUGCACAACCCCUGUAUGGGCACUAUGGUGGACCACCUGCGGCUUUCAGUGAUCCAUCACCUCUCGCUUUUGUGAAACCUCCACUGUCCCCCGCCCAUGGUGUAUCACCACCUGUGUCCAACCAUUUCAACCCGAAUGCUGCCUGGAAUGGUACUCAUCCUCAAAGGUAUCCUUCCCCACCAGCCUCCUCUGGUGCACAUGGGCAACUGCCGCAGCCAGUGGUUGAAAGCAUGACUCCACCUCAACCAUCGGGACAACAGCUUACCAACCAAAUGAAUGCUAUGAACCUGGAAAACUAUGGCCCCAGACCAAUGCACAGUAUGCCACCUGCACCAAGUCCUGCCCUGCAGAAUCUUCACACUCUGUCUCAAUCUCCAGCACCACAGUCGCCUAACAUGCCUCCCCCUAGAGCACCCCCAACAAGCAUGCCAAUGACUGGUCUUCCUCCCAGCACUGGCCUGUCACAAGGAGCACCAACAGGUGUAGGACCACAGAUGACAGGGCAACUAAUGGGAGGAAAGCCAAUGCAAGGCAUGGGUCGAGCUUUUUCUGGGACUGUCCCUCCUGGUGCUGGAGGCUUUCAGACACCUGGACCUGUAGGUGCAUGUCCUUCUGGAUACCCACAGCAAGGAGCCCAGUUUGGAGGACCUAUGUGUGUUCCCCAGCCAAGUAUGCCAGGAGAUUUUCCAGCAGGACCAGGGUCACUUGCUGGACCACCUCAGAAGAAACUGGACCCAGACUGCAUUCCAAGUAUAAUCCAAGUCAUUGAGGAUGACAAAGCAAAGCAAGAAGGACAAGUCUUCAUCACUAAUAUCAGAGGUCAGGUCCCCCCAUUGGUGACGACAGACUUCACAGUCCAAGACCAAGGCAAUGCCAGUCCCAGAUUCAUGCGCUGUACCACCUAUUCUAUUCCUUGCACCACGGAUCUGGCCAAACAGUGUCAAGUUCCCCUGGCAUCCAUCAUUAAACCAUUUGCCAACUUGCCAAAGAAUGAGGCACCUCUGUAUGUUGCCAAUCAUGGCGAGUCUGGCCCAAUUCGCUGCAAUCGUUGUAAGGCCUACAUGUGUCCUUACAUGCAGUUCAUUGAUGGAGGCCGCAGAUUCCAGUGUGGGUUCUGCAACUGUGUCAACGAAGUUCCAGUUUUCUACUUCCAACACCUGGACCACAUGGGUCGCAGAGUGGACUUCUAUGAGAAACCUGAACUAUCUCUGGGGUCCUAUGAAUUUGUUGCCACCAUGGACUACUGCAAGAACAACAAGCCUCCCAAUCCUCCAUCCUUUAUCUUCAUGAUUGAUGUUUCCUACAACAACAUCAAAAGCGGACUCGUCAAACUGAUAUGUAAAGAACUGAAGAUUCUGCUGGACAAGCUGCCCAGAGAGGAGGGAGUAGAAAGCUCUGCCAUCAAGGUGGGCUUUGUCACCUACAACAAGGUCCUCCAUUUCUACAAUGUGAAAAGUGCUCUGGUGCAGCCUCAGAUGAUGGUUGUGUCAGACACUGCAGAGAUGUUUGUGCCUCUGCUUGAUGGUUUUCUUGUCAACUACCAGGAAUCCAGAGCUGUCAUUUACAACUUGCUGGACCAAAUCCCUGACAUGUUUGCAGACACUGGGGAGAGCGAGACUGUCUUUGCUCCUGUGAUCCAGGCUGGUGUGGAGGCUUUAAAGUCAGCAGAAUGUAGUGGCAAGCUCUUCAUAUUCCACUCCUCCAUGCCGACGGCUGAAGCUCCUGGAAAACUGAAAAAUAGAGAUGACAAAAAGUUGGUCAGUACAGACAAAGAGAAGACCCUGUUCCAGCCUCAGAAAGGAGUGUAUGAGCUGCUGACCAAGGAGUGUGUGGCUCACGGCUGCUGCGUGGAUCUCUUCCUUUUCCCUAAUCAGUACGUGGACUUGACAACCAUGGGAGAUGUGCCAUCUCAUACAGGAGGUUCUGUGUACAAGUACAACAACUUCCAGGUGGAGACGGAUGGAGAACAUUUCCUCAGAGAUCUGAGGAAAGAUGUUCAGAAAAGCAUUGGAUUUGAUGCCAUCAUGCGUAUCCGUACUAGCACAGGCUUCAGAGCCACCGACUUCUUUGGUGCCAUCCACAUGAACAACACCACAGAUGUUGAGAUGGCAGCAGUGGACUGUGAUAAAGCUGUGACGGUGGAAUUCAAGCAUGACGACACUCUCAGUGAGGAGAGCGGUGCCCUGAUACAGUGCGCCUUGCUUUAUACCACCAUCAGCGGGCAGCGGCGCCUUCGUAUCCACAACCUCAGUCUGAACUGCACCUCACAAUUGUCUGAGCUGUACAAGAGCUGCGAGACUGACUCGCUCAUCAACUUUUUUGCCAAAUCAGCAUACCGCGCCAUUCUGAACCAGCCGCUGAAGAACGUGAGGGAGAUCUUGGUCGGCCAGACAGCCCACAUGUUGGCCUGUUACAGGAAGAACUGUGCCAGCCCCUCUGCUGCGAGCCAGUUGAUCUUGCCCGAUUCCAUGAAGGUUUUCCCUGCCUACAUCAACAGCCUGUUGAAAACUCCUCCAUUGAUUGGCAGCUCAGAACUCGCCACAGAUGACCGGGCUCAUCAGAGACUGUCAGUCAUCGCCAUGGGGGUGGAGGACACUCAGCUGCUGCUAUAUCCACGUCUCCUCCCGCUGCACAACACAGGCAUGAGCGACCAGGGUCUGCCUGUUGCAGUGCGUUGUUCAGAAGAACGUCUGGCUGACAAUGGAAUGUUCCUACUGGAAAAUGGCCACUCCAUGUUUUUGUGGCUGGGGCAAGCAUGCCCACCUGAUCUGAUCCAGAGUGUCUUUGAUGUGCCGUCGGUGGCCCACGUGCAGGGACCUACGCCCUCUCUGCCACAGCUGGACAACGCACAGUCGAAGAUGACCCGAUCCUUCAUCAACAGCAUUUUUGAAAAGAGACCAAACUCUAUGAAACUUCAGGUGGUUCGGCAGAAGGACAGGCCUGAAAUGUUGUUCCGUCAGUUCCUGGUGGAGGACAAGGGUCUUCAUGGAGGUGCUUCCUACAUGGAUUUCCUCUGCUACGUCCACCGGGAAAUCAGGCAGCUGCUCACAUAACAUCUCAGCUGAUCCUUCCUGCGUGGUUUUCAGUGGCUGCAAAGAUCCUGGAGGGAAGAAGAAAGUCCACAUAGAUCGAUUAACUUUUGAGAUCAGCUCUCGAGAGUCCUGCUGCCUUCUGAAAGCAGUGUUUUUCCCACUGAACAUAUGUAACAGACUUGAGAAACUGACAACAAAUAGUGGCAUUUUGGCAGACUCUUCACCAAAGCAAGAGCAAUAAAUGGUUCGGCUACUUUCAGGGAGGGAAUGAGACUGGUGGCUUCUUUGUGAGCCGAUCUGAAAAAAAUGCUUCAUACUCAAAUUGUAUACUACUACAGUUAUCAAAUAUUGUGUGUCUCACAUUCAGCUCAGAAAUAAUUGGAAAGCAUGCUUAUUUUUUUCUUACAUUUUCAGUCAUUCCUAUAUCAAGUUGUGAAUUAAUUGUGGAUCAGGUAACGCUGGAGGAAUUCAAAGGAAUAUUUAGUUUGAAUGACAGAUGUGAUGAUCAGUUAUCAGUGAUUAGGUGGGAUUAGGUGAUUGACAUUUUAGCUGAAAUCUGAUCUCUGCUUUAUUUUAUUUCGGCAACAUAAAUGGAGGCCAAGGGCCUCAUUUAUCGACCGUUCAUGGUGUGAGUACUAACAUUCCCACUCUGAGUGUGGUAUUUAUCAAUUUGUAUUUGUGCUUCGGAUUGUGUGGACAUUGACAAACAGCUAUGACCAUGCGCACACACCAAAUCUAGCCGUAGAACAGUGAAACAAACAGAUACAGAUACAAACAGAAGCCAUUAGAAAGUGAACGUCUGUCAUGCAUAAGAGGUUCGCAAAAUGGAAACCGGGUGUAGGUAUCAAAUGUGUCCGCUUACCAAAUGUGUCCUACCUGCCGCGGGGUGAUUACGUCAUAUCCGGCAUGUACGAUAUCUUUUUUCUAAAUGUUUUAAUGAGCCAGCGGAAAUUGAAAUAAAGGAUUACAAGGCGAUUUCCACCACUUGCGUAGCAUUUAUUUCCAGAAAUCACAGUACACAGUCUUACACAGUCUUCACAUUAGUCACUUAUAAAUAUCCAGAUACAUUUUUAUUCAUUUACCAGGGAAAAUAUGCAUCUAUGAAGGAGUUUUUACCCCUACCAAAUUGGCCCUACCCCUUCCACGUUAGCUGAAAGAUGUGUCGCGAUUGGCUGACAUGUGCGGGGCAUUAUUUUAUUUUAUGUCGCACAAAAAUCAAAGUAGACUCCACAGCAGAUAAUUUUGUACAUCUGAAGGUAUUUUUAGUCGUGAAGUCGUAAAAGCAAUCCAGCCAAUCACAACAUCUAUUAUGAUUUCUUGUGCGAUAUUAAGGAAAAACAAAGCUCCAUACAUGGCCGCCAAUCACAACGCAUUGUUCUACAGACUGCAGAGUAGAACAGACAUAAACUUCGCGAACGAUUUGAUGACAAACAUCACAUUUUGUGGAAAUAAAUGAUAUGCAUGUGGUAGAAAUCGCCCUGAAAUCCUUAAUUUCAAUUUCUUCUGGCUCAUUCAAACAUUUAAAAAAGGAUAUCGUAUAUGCCGUUUGUGACGCCAUCACUCCGCGGUAGGUAGGACACAUUUGGUACCUACACCGGAUUCACGACUUGGUCGUCACACACCGAUCCGAGUGCAGUUUUCUGAGCUGUUGAAGAACCAUCACAUUGUUGUAUUGACUAUUUUCAUUUGAAUCAAAC
This is a messenger RNA of Synchiropus splendidus (mandarinfish), 4931 nucleotides long. It is a transcript of the gene sec24d, whose product is annotated as SEC24 homolog D, COPII coat complex component. Gene Ontology annotation, biological process: intracellular protein transport; COPII-coated vesicle cargo loading; endoplasmic reticulum to Golgi vesicle-mediated transport. The transcript has 23 exons. Gene Ontology annotation, molecular function: SNARE binding; zinc ion binding. The record is from RefSeq and is a predicted model, not a curated record. Lineage: Eukaryota; Metazoa; Chordata; Actinopteri; Syngnathiformes; Callionymidae. Gene Ontology annotation, cellular component: COPII vesicle coat; endoplasmic reticulum exit site. The coding region runs from base 115 to 3255 and encodes 1046 amino acids.